This is a messenger RNA of Rotaria sp. Silwood1, 243 nucleotides long. The record is from the annotation of a GenBank genome assembly. NCBI's taxonomy places the organism in Eukaryota, Metazoa, Rotifera, Eurotatoria, Philodinida, Philodinidae.
AUGUUUAAUAAUUAUGUAAUUGAUAAUACUACAUUAAUAGAAAGAAACUUUUUACUUUUAACACAUGUGCGUCUCAUUGUAAAAUUUUAUAUAUGGCCAUUAUUUGUUGUAUUUGGUUUAACUGGUAAUUGUUUAUCAAUACUUGUUUUAACACGACGUCGUCUUAUACGAACAAGUACAAAUAAUUAUUUAACAAUAUUAGCUGCAUUUGAUUCAUGUUAUUUAAUAUUUACACUUAUACUU